AUAAUGAAGAAGAGGUCAUGAAAGCAGCAUUAGAGUUAAAAGAAUUAGAUAUGGAUAGUAAUAAAUUAGUUAUAAUUUUUAUAGUAGUUCCGAGUAAUGAAGGAAAUGGGUUAGCAAGAAAAUUAAUUAGAAAGUUUGGGAGAAUUACUUCUGCUAUUUACACUCCAAUUACAUUAAAAAAGUUAAUUAAUCAAAUUAUUCAUUUAGAAAAAAACAUUGCUACUGAUGAAACCAAUACAAAUCUACAGACAAAUGAAAAUAAUGAUACUGGUAUUCUAAAGCGAGUAGCAGGCUAUGAACUUUAUAAGAUUGGAAAUGCUAAUCAAGGAAUAUAUGAGGGCGUGAUCGAAAGAGAUUUUGAGGGGAAGUGUAUUUUAUGUGUG
This is a messenger RNA of Racocetra persica, 383 nucleotides long. The record is from the annotation of a GenBank genome assembly. NCBI's taxonomy places the organism in Eukaryota, Fungi, Glomeromycota, Glomeromycetes, Diversisporales, Gigasporaceae.